UACAAUCAGUUUUUGCGUAACUCUCACGAGCCCGUAAAAAUCGUUAUCAACUGGAAAUUUGUGUCAACAAGGAGUCAGCCACCCGGUCGUUUCUCUAGUUUUUUCCCCGAUUCUUCUCGAAAUUCUCCAGUCUCCAGAAAUGUCAAAAGUUAUCGAAUGUGAAAUUUGCAAUCUGGAGUUCUCAAGUGUCAAUGAAGAUCAGGUUCCAAGAAUUUUGAAAUGUGGCCACUCGGUUUGUCAGUGCUGUGCGACAAAACUACUAAAAAACUCGGCGAUUUCUUGUCCAUUCUGCCGGGAAACAACAAGUGUCAGUGCGGUAAAGGAUCUGCAAAAGAAUUUUGCACUGCUGCAAAUAAUUGAACACACGAAAACUGAACGUGUAGAAGAGGAAGAUGAAGCAGAUGUACCGCCAAAAUGCGCGACCCAUAAAUAUAAUAUGGCGGAGUUCGUUUGUCUUGACCCCAACUGCUCCUCCGACGAAAAGCUAAUGUGCCGAACUUGCGAGGAGUUUGGAGUUCACGCCGGACACUCGAAGGGCCUCCUACAGACGGAAGCUUUGAAAUUGAGAACGUUGCUCAAAGAUAAGCUUUUAAAGUCCGAAGAUCAGAUUGUUCAAAUUGACAAGAACAUUGAAGAGGUUGACAGCGCCCAGCAAACAAAUCAAGUAGAUGGGAAGGUGUUUCAAGAUAAAAAAGAUUUGAUAUCCGUCUACUAUACCUCAAUACGAGAGACCUUAGAUGCCCAGGAAGCCCUUGCAAAUCAAAAACUACGCGAAAUUGCAGAAUCCAAUUCAGCUAGCAAUAAAUUACUACUAGAAGAAUUGUCGGAAUCCCUGGAAACCCAGAAAUUGAAAAACGAGAAAUUAAAGUCGUUUCUGGGAAUGAGCAACGCGGAUUUGUUAGCUCUAAAUUCAGAAAUUCAGCUCUGGGAUGACUCGGAAAAUACAGAAGUUGAGCCUAUUCAGUUUGAUGUAGCAUUAAAUUUUCCAGAAGUGAACAGGUUAGCUGUGGAUGUGGCAAAUGCUUCAAUGUCAAGCUCUCUGGAGCCAGAUAAUAUAACCCUGUGGCUUUGAAUGUUCCAAACAAGGCAGUUUUUUGGUUUUAAAGUUUUCAAUCAUUUUUUACUUUGUACAAAUACCGAUAAACAACCGAAAAUUCAACUCUCCAAUCCUGAUUUUUUUGGCCCUUUUCGGGCAAUAUAAAUUUUUGAAAUGUCUAA
Molecule: messenger RNA, 1218 nt
Organism: Caenorhabditis elegans
Lineage: Eukaryota; Metazoa; Nematoda; Chromadorea; Rhabditida; Rhabditidae
Product: RING-type domain-containing protein
Exons: 8
Coding region: 140-1072 (310 amino acids)
Molecular function (GO): zinc ion binding
Source: RefSeq, marked reviewed